Messenger RNA from Prunus mume (Japanese apricot), 666 nucleotides. RefSeq lists its product as uncharacterized. Lineage: Eukaryota; Viridiplantae; Streptophyta; Magnoliopsida; Rosales; Rosaceae. The record is from RefSeq and is a predicted model, not a curated record.
AAAAGCACCAACAAAACCACACAAGAAGAAGAAGAAGAUAUAUAUCUCAGCCAAGCAAGUGUUGCAGACACCAAUAGUUGCAGAGCAGGCAGUGGUGCAAAGCAGGGACGACGAGCAACAGAGGAAGAAGAAGAAGAUGAAGGUGAUAGUGGCCAUAGACGGAAGUGAGGAGAGCUUCUAUGCGCUCAAGUGGGCCCUUGACUUUCUUCUUGUCGGGCCCAAGGACAACGCCGAUGAUGUGGCUACAAGCACAGGCACGGCGACCCUGGAAGCACCUCAAGCAGGGAGCCAUGAGAAUGUGAGCAUGGUGACUCUGGUUUAUGUUAUGCAGCCGUUCCAGAACUACGUCCUCCCUGCUGCUGGGUCUGCUGAAUUGCGCAAGGAACAAGAAGAAAAGGCUGCUGCUAUACUCGCCCGUGCUUUGGAGAUUUGCAAGGAUAAGAUGAUCAAAGCAGAAACCCUAAUUCUACGUGGAGAUCCGAAGGACAUGAUUUGCGAAGCCACAGAGCAGAGGCAUGUGGAUCUUCUGGUUGUAGGUAGCCGUGGCCUUGGCAUGGUUAAGAGAGCAUUCUUAGGAAGCGUGAGUAGCUACUGUGCACAUCAUGCAAAAUGCCCAGUUGUAAUUGUGAAGCCACCCAAGGAGUCUGGAAAGCAGUAGGUUUUUAU